Penicillium diatomitis is the source of this 3501-nucleotide messenger RNA. RefSeq lists its product as uncharacterized. The record is from RefSeq and is a predicted model, not a curated record. The coding region runs from base 1 to 3501 and encodes 1166 amino acids. The transcript has 5 exons. Lineage: Eukaryota; Fungi; Ascomycota; Eurotiomycetes; Eurotiales; Aspergillaceae.
AUGGCGCAGUCAAAUCCUAAAUAUGACGGUCUUCGCGAUAAAUUACGUCGACGAUUGAACCACUUUCGAGACAGAUCCCGAGGUCCAUUGAACAAGGAAACCCAAGCACAAGCGCUUGCCACAACUAACCUAUUGUCCCUAACUCAAAAUCAAACGCGCGACGAUACAUUCAAGGCCAUUGAAAACUGUGAGGUGCAUGAGGAAUCCGUGGGCGUCCAAAAUGCUGUCCGAAUCCAACCAGACCAGGUGGUUCUCCAAGCGACCAGCCUAGAGGCGAAUUUGACAGCGCCUCAGCGUAUUCCUGGGGGUGAAUCAGGCAGCGUCGACAUCUCUUCGGGCCUCUGGAGUGCAGCAUUUCGUGAGGCAGUGGAAGGUCUUCGGGAGGAUAUUGAUAUUGCAACUCUCAAGGGGAAAGAUGCCGCGCAGUUACUCAAAGAUCUCGAAGAUGUUGCAAAAGAGGCAACACAGACAUCGAUGUUCUGGAAGGGGUUGAAAUACUUACAAACCUUACAAGUACCCCUCCAGAGGUUCAAAGACGUAUUGGACCUGGCAAGUCCACUGGCAAACCUUGAACCUACUGCCGCAACGGUUGUUGGAGUGGUUCGAGGCUUGACUGCGAUCGCAAUCAGCUUCGCAAAUUCUGAUUCAGAUUUCGCUGACAAGCUUGAAAGUAUGCUAACGCAUAUUUCAUACAUCGAUGAGUGCGACACCCUUGGUCGGAAGGCGGAGGAGAAGAAAAUUCACCGGGCACUCGUUUUGGUCUACCGAAAGAUUCUAGAGUUCUACCAAGCGGUAUGCGAGAUGCUCGCAAGAAAAGGAAUGCGGUUUGUAAUAAAAAUGGUCCUGGAGAGUGAUCGCCUCCCGAAUAUCGUCCAAGACAUCAUGAAAUGCUCCGAUAUUCUCCACAACCUUGUGCAAACAACAACGCUUAAAAUCCUUCAAGAUAUUGAAGACAGGUUGAUCCAUGAGCAAGUUCGCAGUUGGCUAGGUGCCGAGAAGAUGAAAGGCCAAACUUGCUACCAUGAUGAACUUAAAUUUCUGCGAGCUGACCAGGCUUGUGACUUCAUUUUAAGAGAUUCCAAUUUCAGAGCCUGGUACCAUGGCUCGGGUUCUCGACUGCUGGUGAUUCUCGGUGAGAUGGGCCGUGGCAAGACCGUUCUUAUGGCCUACAUUGUGGAUCAACUUUAUCAGAGGAAAGGCGAUCAACUCCCGAAUCCCAAGAUAUGCUAUUAUUAUUGCCGGGAAGAUGAGACCGGGAAUGUGGUAGCGGUACUAUCUGCUUUGAUACUGUCGCUUCUUCAGCAGCUGCCAGGUCUCAAGAGGCAUUUCUGCGAUUGGUAUAACGAGAAACAGGCUCUUGGAUGUUACGAUCCAGCAGCGAGUAUUGAAAGCCUUGAAGAAUACUUGCAAAAUAUGUUGGAAGCAAUUGAUCGCCCAAUUUUCUUUUUGGUCGAUGGUAUUGAUGAGUGCGACAAAAAUUCCACAAGAAGACUUCUCAAAUUGUUGAAACAUCUCUCGGCAAACAUUUCGGGCCUCAGAAUUCUCAUCUCUUCUCGACCGCAGGAAAGGAUACUUAGCCAGCUGGAUAAAAUCCCGAGCGUCGCAGUCAGCUCAGGUGCUCAAAGAGAUAUGGUAAUUGCUGAGAAAAUCGCCGAUAUGUAUCUGCCCCACCUGGCAGCAGAGCUUAGGGCGCUGGUGAUAAAGGAGCUAUCGCCACUAGCGCAAGGGAGUGCCAUAUGGACGAAGAUGGCAGUACAGCUUCUUGAACUCCGCGAUGUCAAUAAUGAGGAUCAGAUACGACGCUUUGUGAAAGAGGCAGCACUACCGCAAGAUCUGUCAAAACUCUAUGCUUCGUUACUCUCCCGAUGCACUGGGAACGAUUCGGAAAACAAUCAGCUUGCCUUCACAGCGUUGAAAAUUCUUUCCGCUAUUCAUAGACCUUUGAGUAUUAUGGAACUGGCCUGGGCGGUGACUUUGAGUGUGACUGACAAUGUUACCACCGUGCAUGCUCUCGGCAAGCAGGUCGACCAUCGGAGAAUCGUGGGUCUUAUUUACCCCUUCAUCUCCCGCGUCGACUUCAACGAUCUAAAGAAACAUCAAGUUCGACUCGUACACCAAUCGGUGAAAGAUUUCGUCCAAGGAAACUCCAUUUCAAAACAUCUACGCCCGCAAUACACCAUGGCGGGAGAGACUGGACACGUUUCAGUGAUCCAAUACCCUGAAAGACCAGCAGCAUUCAUCCUAAGCAUCUGCAUCAGAUACCUUCUGUUGGAUGAGAUCGGAUCCAAGGACCUGUUCUCCGAAGAGCAAGCGGCAAUCGCAGAGCUACCUCAAGAAUGCGACAUAUUUAGUGACAACGAAAAGCCGGUCAAAUAUGACCCUCAUUGCACAUGGGAGAUGUGGGAAGAGAAUAUGAUCCGCUUCGAGCCGAGUGAGAGAGGCUUUGGCGAAUUCUUUGUCUACGCAUCAUGCUAUUGGUUGAAGCAUUUUGGCGCAGUUGAGGAUGAACCACUCCCUAGCCUAUCGGAUGUGGAAAGAUUGUGUCAAGUAGGAUCAAUUCGACUUCGCAACUGGAUCCAACAAAACUGUCGCCCAGGCUGCACUGUCGCUCCCAGAUUUGAGUUUGACUACAGGCUCUAUGAUCCUCUAUGCAUCACUUCACUCUACGGUUCGGUGCCAAUGCUUCGUGAUUUACUGAAAAGUUCGAGCUUCGCCAAGGAUACCUAUUUUCCAAAACCAGCUAUGGAGGCAGUUUAUCAAAUCCUCAGAUGGGGAGAUAUUUCUAGACUGCUGAUACUGUUUUUAGACGAUCAAGUCGGUCAGCAGCUACAGAAUCUCCAUUUUUUUCGAAGUAUCAUCAAAGUAUGGCAGAAUCCGCGCCAACAAGCCCAGGAGGUCGCUGUGGGCUGGAAUUCUGACAAGGUCACCAACUGGGAUGAUUUAUUCGCGCUCCUCGAUGUCGUACUGGGGAGAAUGGUUCAGGAACGAUGGGGAAAUGAACUCCUAUGUGUGGCAGCCAGCGCGGGUUGCAUGCCAGUCAUCCAGGGUCUCAUGGAUAGCGCCCGACAAAAUGAGGAGCUCCGAAAUGAAUUACUCCGUCGAUCCCGGGUCGAGCCGCAAUGGACAAUAUUUGAGCCGGUGCAUCAAUCUCUUGGUGAGGCUGUUCUGAGAAAUCGCGUUGACGUGGUGGGGUACCUAGUCAAGGUGGAUGGCAUUGAUACGCAUCUUCGGUACCAAAACUCUCGCGGUGAAAAUGUUUUGCAUUUGGCAUCGAUGAUCUGCAACCCUGAGAUUUUCCAAAUUCUUGCACCUCGUUUUCCGGAGGGAAUAAACCAGAAAGAUUGUCGAGGCGAUACACCCUUACUCAGGGUAAUUAUGAAUUUUUCAGCCUCAGGCAAUCGGUUUGAAUCAGCACGAAUUCUUCUCUCGCAGAGCACACAUUGGCAAUUCGCUGAGAAGCAUUACCGCAAGCUAUUCCGAAACUUAUUUAACGAUUUCUAA